Molecule: messenger RNA, 945 nt
Organism: Gossypium raimondii (Peruvian cotton)
Lineage: Eukaryota; Viridiplantae; Streptophyta; Magnoliopsida; Malvales; Malvaceae
Product: acid phosphatase 1
Exons: 3
Coding region: 76-861 (261 amino acids)
Molecular function (GO): acid phosphatase activity
Source: RefSeq, a predicted model, not a curated record
GCCACUGCUUGGGAGAGGUAAGGAAAAAAAAAAAAAAAAACACUCUCCCUCCUCAAAUAUUGAAUUCAACUUCCAAUGGCGUCUCAGCCCCUAACCUUCCUAUUCCUACUCCUCCUCACCGCCUCCGUUCUCGAAUCUUCGACUUCUUUUGAACCCAAUAUCCGCCUCCCGACAACGGCAACGAUCGUUCCUCGAUCCGACAUUGAUGACGACCUUUACUGUGCCAGCUGGCAGUUAGCCGUCGAGACCAAUAACGCAGGAAGUUGGGCCGCAAUCCCCUCCCGAUGCGUUCCCUUCGUCAGAGAUUAUAUGACCGGUCAACGCUACGCUUCCGACUGCGAGGUCGUCGCUAAUUACUCCCUCGCUUACGCUUCCACCGUCAAGAUCGCAUCCGACGGCAAAGACGCCUGGGUCUUCGACGUCGACGAGACUUUGUUGACCAAUUUACCCUACUAUCGAGAUCACGGGUUCGGAUCAGAAAUUUUUAACGAGAGCUGUUGGGAUGAAUGGGUGGCAGAAGCCAAGGCCCCAGCUAUACCAUCGAGUUUGAAAUUGUAUAAUGGGUUGAAGCAGAUGAGGUUCAAAAUAUUUGUGCUUACCGGCCGGAGCGAACAUCAGAGGAAUGACACCAGAAAAAAUCUUGAGUUAGCUGGGUAUACUGGCUGGGAAGGGCUUAUCUUGAGGGGAGCCUCAGAUGGAGGGACGCCGGCGACCAUAUUCAAAUCAGAGAGGAGAUCAGUUCUGGUAAAUGAAGGUUACAGGAUUCAUGGGAAUUCUGGAGAUCAAUGGAGUGACUUGCUGGGUUUUGCAGUGGCUAAACGUUCCUUUAAGCUGCCAAAUCCAAUGUAUUACAUUGCCUAAACAAGCAAUCCUUUUGUUGUAAUUCUUCACUUCUAGCAUGCAAAUUUCAUGACUAGUUUAUCUUAAACAAGUGAUUUUUUUAAA